Molecule: messenger RNA, 2022 nt
Organism: Nematolebias whitei (Rio pearlfish)
Lineage: Eukaryota; Metazoa; Chordata; Actinopteri; Cyprinodontiformes; Rivulidae
Gene: dpy19l1l
Product: dpy-19-like 1, like (H. sapiens)
Exons: 20
Coding region: 1-2007 (668 amino acids)
Cellular component (GO): nuclear inner membrane
Molecular function (GO): mannosyltransferase activity
Source: RefSeq, a predicted model, not a curated record
AUGUCACUGCUGCCGCCCGCUCGUGAUGAUGGCGGGCUCCUGACUGAUGACUUCUUGUGUUUCUCUAUUGGCAGGCUUGUGCUCAUCAAUGAGGUCACCAUGGAGCGUGUGCACGGCGACACUGGUCUUUAUUAUUCCUACUACAAGACAAUUAUUGAGGCUCCUUCUUUCCUGGACGGCCUCCACAUGAUCAUGAAUGAUCGACUGACUGAGCAUCCUCUGGUUAUUAACACACUGAAGAGAUUUAAUCUCUAUCCAGAGGUGGUCCUGGCCAGCUGGUACCGUAUGUACUCUGGUGUAAUGAGCUACUUGGGGAUCCCCACAAAAAUGUGCUGGUCCAUCAACAGAGGAGAGGGGCUGUCUGCUGUGGACAGCUGUGAAGGGUUGGGAGACCCAGCUUACUUCUAUGUCGCCUGCGUGUUCCUGCUGAACGGAGUGAUGAUGAGCCUGUUCUUCAUUUACGGUGCUUACCUCAGUGGAAGUCGACUGGGAGGAAUUGUUACGGCAGUGUGUUUCUUCUUCAAUCAUGGUGAAAGCACUCGAGUGAUGUGGACUCCACCGCUGAGGGAGAGCUUUGCGUACCCAUUUCUUGUUCUGCAGAUGCUGCUUCUCACUUACAUCUUACGGACACGGAAGCCGAGCAGGACAGCCAUGGUUGCUCUGGGCGUCUCUAAUUUGUGCUUCAUGCUGCCUUGGCAGUUCGCCCAGUUUGUGCUGCUCACUCAGGUAGCUUCCCUGUUUGCGUCGUACAUCCUAGGUUACCUGGCUGCUGCCAAGAUGCAGUCCAUCCUGGUCACUCAUAUGGUCACACUGGGUGUCUGCUUCGUCCUGAUGUUUGGUAACUCCAUGCUCCUCACGUCCUUUUAUGCCUCAUCACUCAUUUCCAUUUGGGUGGUCAUUGCUUUGAGAGAUCGAUUCAUCCAGCUGUUCAAACCUGGCAUUGUCAUCUGGGUAAUGCAGGGCGUGGCCUGGGUCAGCUCCACAGUUGUGCUCAAAUGUGUGCUGUCUACAGUCUUUGGUGCCUCUGAUGACGCUCACAUCAGUGGAUUGAUCAAGUCCAAGUUUACAAAUUAUAACGACUUUCACACGCUGAUGUACACGUGCGCGGCUGAGUUUGACUUCAUGGAGUUCCAGACGCCUGUUCGUUACCUUAAAACGCUGCUGCUCCCAGUCACCCUGCUGGUGGUCGCUGUUGUUGCUGGCGUGACUGUUCGGGAUGUUCUGCGGCGUCUGAGACACGAAGCAAAGACGUCUGCAAAGACUGAAGAUGAUGAUGAUGAAGCUGCAGGCUCUGACACGGCUGAGAAAGGAGAGCUGGUUUACCACAGCUUGCAGCUGGUAGCGUUCGCCGUCCUGGCCGUCCUGAUCAUGCGCCUGAAGCUCUUCCUGACACCCCACAUGUGCAUCAUGGCCUCACUGAUCUGCUCCAAGCAGCUGUUCGGGUGGAACGGUGAGAAGUCCAAGCAGCAGGCUGUCGUUGUUGCAGUCAUGGCCAUGAUGGCCGUGCAGGGCGUGGCCAACCUGCAGGCGCAGUGGGCCAUCAUCGGAGAGUUCAGUAAUGUGCCGCAGGAGGAGCUGCUGGACUGGAUCCAGGGAAACACUCGCACAGCCUCCGUGUUUGCGGGAGCCAUGCCCACCAUGGCCAGCGUGAAGCUCUCUACUGGUCGACCAGUCGUCAACCACCCCCACUAUGAAGACGCUGGUCUCAGGGAGAGAACCAAGCUGGUGUACUCCAUGUACAGCCGCAUGUCUGGAGAAGCUGUGCAGAGGAACCUGAUGAAGCUGGGGGUGGACUUCUUCAUCCUGGAGGACUCUUGGUGCACCAGGCGAACCAGGCCUGGGUGCAGCAUGCCAGAGAUCUGGGACAUCGAGGACCCGGAAAAUGUUGGUAGAAUUCCCUUCUGCACCCACAUGUCCAGGAACUCACGCCCGUACUUCACCACAGUCUUCUCCAAUGACAUUUACAAAGUUCUCAAAGUCCCCAAAUCCUCCAAAGAUCUUAGAUAACAUCGUCGGACAGAU